UCAUAAGGCGAGCCUUUGCUACAGUGUGUCGCUCGAUGGCGGGAUGUUUGUGAUCUAAAUGGCUGCGGGAGCAGAUUCUUGUUUUCUGGGGUUCGAUUUCAGCACGCAACAGCUGAAAGUUGUCGCUGUUGAUGGAAAUCUUGAGGUGAUUCACCAAAACAGCGUCCAGUUCGACAGCGAGCUGCCCGAGUUCAGGACUCAUGGAGGAGUUCAUAUCCACGAAGAUAAACUGACGGUCACGUCUCCAGCGCUCAUGUGGGUGAAGGCGCUGGAUGUUCUUCUGGAGAAAAUGAGAAACACUGGUUUUGAUUUCUCUCGGGUCAAAGCCAUCUCAGGCAGUGGACAGCAACAUGGCAGUGUGUUCUGGAGGAAGGGUGCGAGACGAACCCUGAAUCAGCUGGACCCACAGAAACAUCUACACCAUCAGUUACAGGAGUGUUUUGCGGUGCGGGACAGUCCGGUGUGGAUGGACUCGAGUACUUCAGAUCAGUGUCAGUGUCUGGAGACAGCAGUAGGAGGAGCUCAACGCCUCGCAGACAUCACCGGCUCACGAGCGUACGAGCGCUUCACUGGAAAUCAGAUUGCCAAGAUUUAUCACUCGAAACCGAAGGAAUUCAGUGAGACGGAGAGAAUCUCUCUGAUCAGCAGCUUCGCUUCAUCACUGUUUCUGGGUGAUUACGCUCCGAUUGACUACAGCGACGGCUCGGGGAUGAAUCUGAUGGAUAUAUUUGAGAAGCAGUGGUCUCGGGUUUGUCUGGACGCCGCAGCGCCGCAGUUAGCUGAGCGACUCGGAGACCUGACGCCGUCGACAGCCGUUCUGGGCUGUGUAUCUCUGUAUUACACUGAACGCUAUGGGUUUGCAGAGAGCUGUAACGUGGUGGCCUUCACUGGAGACAAUCCUGGAUCUCUGGCUGGUAUGAGGCUACAGGAAGGAGAUCUAGCGGUGAGUUUGGGCACCAGCGAUACAGUUUUCCUGUGGAUCCGGGGCCCCAGACCCAGCGUCGAGGGCCACAUCUUCUGUAACCCGGUGGACUGCAGCGCAUACAUGGCUUUGAUCUGCUUUAAAAACGGCUCUUUCACACGAGAGCGGAUCCGUGACGAAUGUGCUGGAGGAUCAUGGGAGUGUUUCUCCAGCGCUUUGAGAGCCACACCGAUGGGAAACAAUGGACAUUUAGGCGUGUAUUUUGACGUGAUGGAGAUCACUCCUCACUUCGCCGGUGUUCACAGGUUUAACGCUGAAGGUCAAAGGGUCGCCUCGUUUGAGCACGAGAUGGAAAUCCGAGCUCUGAUUGAAGGACAGUUCCUGGCCAAACGAGUUCAUGCAGAAAAACUGGGCUACAAGAUCAUUGCUGGUACACGAGUGCUGGCCACAGGAGGAGCGUCAUCCAACAAGGACAUUUUACAGGUUCUGUCUGACGUCUUCAGCGCUCCGGUUUACAUCAUCGACGUGACAAACUCGGCCUGUCUGGGCUGCGCUUACAGAGCCGUACAUGGUCUGGAGGCAGAAGCAGGAGCAUCUUUCACAGAGACGCUCAGAAACGCUCCAGAACCGCAGCUGGCCGUCAGACCCGCGCCGGGAGCGCAAGAGGUUUACGCGCCGCUGAUGCUCAGAUACGCAGCGCUGGAGGAUCAGCUUCUCAAAGAUCAUCAGAAAUCACAGCAUCUGCUGUGAGACCUCUUCAUACGGCUGAAUAUAAUACUCAUGCAUUAUAUUCAUACAACACGUCUACAAAUCAUUCCUUUGAUUCGUUUUAAAGCGUACUUUAAAAGUCAGAUUUUAUAAUUAUCAAAAUAUUGUUUUACUAAAACGUUGUAGUUAUAUAAUAAAUAAGUGAUGCUAUUAACUAGUAAAAUAAAUUGCAAUGAAUAAAUUUUUGUAGUAAUGCAUUAACAUCUUAAAUACAAAUUAAACAUUGAAUGCAUGAAGUUAUACAUGUGAAGUUGAUUUUGAAGUUGGUUUUAAUGCAUUAGUAAACAUUCAAUCUGUCUAGAUAAACAUGUGAAUCGUGAACAGAUGCACAUAUUCAUGACCUGCUGUAAAGGGACUCGGUUUCAUAAUAAAGACCUGUUUACACGUGUGUUUGUGUGGAUUUAUCU
This is a messenger RNA of Sinocyclocheilus anshuiensis, 2097 nucleotides long. RefSeq names its product xylulokinase homolog (H. influenzae) (gene xylb). Gene Ontology annotation, cellular component: cytosol. The coding region runs from base 59 to 1672 and encodes 537 amino acids. Gene Ontology annotation, biological process: phosphorylation; xylulose metabolic process; D-xylose metabolic process. Lineage: Eukaryota; Metazoa; Chordata; Actinopteri; Cypriniformes; Cyprinidae. The transcript has 19 exons. The record is from RefSeq and is a predicted model, not a curated record. Gene Ontology annotation, molecular function: D-xylulokinase activity.